Molecule: messenger RNA, 2239 nt
Organism: Arvicanthis niloticus (Nile rat)
Lineage: Eukaryota; Metazoa; Chordata; Mammalia; Rodentia; Muridae
Gene: Chml
Product: CHM like Rab escort protein
Biological process (GO): intracellular protein transport; small GTPase-mediated signal transduction; protein geranylgeranylation
Cellular component (GO): cytosol; cytoplasm; nucleus
Molecular function (GO): GDP-dissociation inhibitor activity
Source: RefSeq, a predicted model, not a curated record
GCUUCAGCUCCUAGGAUGGCAGACAAGCUUCCCACAGAGUUUGAUGUGAUUAUAAUAGGGACAGGUUUGCCUGAGUCCAUCCUGGCAGCUGCAUGUUCAAGAAGUGGACAGAGAGUUCUUCAUGUUGACUCAAGGAGUUACUAUGGAGGGAACUGGGCGAGUUUCAGCUUUACAGGUUUGCUGUCCUGGUUGAAGGACUAUCAACAGAACCAUGACAGAACAGAGGAAGGUAUGACUGCCUCAUGGCAAGACCUGAUUCAUGAAACAGAAGAAGCCAUUGCUCUUUGCAAGAAGGAUGAAACUAUUCAGCACACAGAAGUCUUCUGUUAUGCUAGUCAAGAUGUGGAAGACAGCAUGCAAGAGGCUGAUGUUCUUCAGAAAAGCCCCUCCCCAGAGGCAUCUGCUACUCUGGCUGACUCUCUGGAUUCUGCAAGCUUACCCAAAGAAAGGCACUCAGCACACUGUACAAGCUAUGAGGAGCCUUCUAGACAUACAGAGGGAAGUGAUAGAGAGCUUUCACUACCCUCAACUGAUGCAGAGGACUCACUGGAGAAAGAAAAGUACUGUGGAGAUGAAACUGGUAUGCACACAGUUUCAGAUGGAGAUAAAGGUGAACACAAACUUGUAGAAGACAGCACUGAACAACCAAAGAGAAAUAAGAUUACUUACUCUCAAAUGGUUAAGGAGAGCCGGAGAUUUAAUAUUGACUUGGUAUCAAAGCUGCUGUAUUCUCAAGGGUCACUGAUUGAUCUUCUAAUCAAAUCGAAUGUUAGUCGUUAUGCAGAAUUUAAGACUGUCACUAGGAUCCUUGCAUUUCGGGAAGGGAAGAUAGAACAGGUGCCUUGCUCCAGAGCCGAUGUCUUUAACAGUAAAGAGCUCACUAUGGUUGAAAAGAGAAUGCUAAUGAAGUUUCUUACAUUCUGUUUAGACUAUGAACAACAUUCUGAUGAAUACCAAGACUUCAAACAGUGUUCAUUUUCUGACUACUUAAAAACUAAAAAACUAACACCCAACCUCCAGCAUUUCAUACUGCACUCAAUUGCAAUGACAUCAGAAUCAUCCUGCACUACAUUAGAUGGGCUUCAAGCAACAAAAAACUUCCUUCAGUGUCUUGGACGGUUUGGCAACACUCCCUUUAUAUUUCCUUUGUAUGGCCAAGGAGAAAUUCCCCAGUGUUUCUGCAGGAUGUGUGCAGUUUUUGGUGGAAUCUAUUGUCUUCGCCAUAAAGUACAAUGCCUUGUAGUUGACAAAGACUCUGGAAGAUGUAAAGGAAUCAUAGAUGACUUUGGUCAGAGAAUAAGUGCCAACUACUUUAUUGUGGAAGACAGUUAUCUUUCUAAGGAGACGUGUUCAAAUGUGCAAUAUAAGCAGAUCUCAAGGGCAGUGCUCAUCACAGAUCAGUCCAUUCUGAAGUCGGAUUCAGACCAGCAGAUUUCCAUUUUGGUAGUGCCUCCUCUGGAGCCAGGAACCGCUUCUGUUCGGGUCAUGGAAUUAUGUUCAUCAACCAUGACAUGUAUGAAGGACAGCUAUCUGGUCCACCUGACCUGUUUCUCUUCAAAAACAGCCAAAGAAGACUUGGAACCUGUGGUGAAGCAGUUAUUCAUUCCUUUUGCAGAAACAGAAGCAGAAACAGACAAAGAAGAACUCAGAAAACCAAGACUCUUGUGGGCUUUGUAUUUUAAUAUGAGAGACUCCUCGGGAGUGAGCCGAAGCUCAUACUGUGGCUUACCUUCCAAUGUGUACAUCUGCUCUGGGCCUGACUGUGGACUGGGGAAUGAGCACGCAGUCAAGCAAGCGGAAACACUGUUCCAGGAGAUGUUUCCCAGUGAAGAGUUCUGCCCUCCUCCACCAAACCCUGAAGACAUUAUCUUUGAAGCUGAGGGCUAGCAACCAGGUACUCCUAGAGUUAGUAAUACACUUACCACUAAGCUAGCCACCCCAAGGACAUCAAGAACUUUUAAAACUUAGAACACCUUCAAAAACAAAAACAAACACUGGAAAUGCUUCAUCCUGGCCUCAAAACAUUGUCAUAUGAAAGAAUGAGCAGCAGUAACUGUAAGAAGCACUGUUCACGUGUCUUCAACACUGAGAUACUGGGUACUGCUAACCUUUCAGCAACUGAUUUGUUGGUGACUUGGCUCUUUCGUUUCAGAAUUGGCUCCAGGAAUUCAGAAUCUUUGAAUGCUGUUCACUUUCAUUUUACUUCUGGGUCCCUCGUUAGCACCUUUGCUUACUUAAG